Molecule: messenger RNA, 363 nt
Organism: Stylophora pistillata
Lineage: Eukaryota; Metazoa; Cnidaria; Anthozoa; Scleractinia; Pocilloporidae
Product: thioredoxin reductase 1, cytoplasmic-like
Source: RefSeq, a predicted model, not a curated record
AUGCACUUUCGUGCCACAUUUGGGGCAAAAAUUGGCCAUGGCAUACUGGCCGACUUUCGCCAGGAAGCAGCAAUCCUUGGGCGAAAAGUAGCAGUUCUGGAUUUUGUUAAACCAUCACCAAUUGGCAGUACCUGGGGUAUUGGAGGCACCUGUGUUAAUUUUGGUUGUAUCCCAAAGAAACUCAUGCAUCAGGCUGCUAUACUAGGACACGACUUAGAUGAUGCAAGGGAAUAUGGAUGGAGUUUUGAUACAACUGUUAGUCACAACUGGGCCACAAUGAAAGAAAGUGUUCAGAAUCACAUUGGGUCCCUUAACUGGGGUUACAGAGUAGAACUCCCAGAUAAAAAGGUCACAUUCAUAUAA